UACUGGAGUAUCUGUUUGUGGCCGCUCACCUCCAGAUGUGCAUAUGACAUGUCCCUCUUUGUGCUGCCAGCCACCAGCCUCAGAUGUGUGUACAGUGUUCACCCUCAUGUUCCUCCCACCAAUGACUUUGGAGAUGGUUGUCAUGGUGACACUUCAAAUGCUGCCGAUGAACUGAUGGGUUGUAUUUGCCUCUCUUUGCCAACGGGUGAUUGUUGUGUGAUGAUUCAUCGUGGACACAGAGCUGCUGAGCCAGGAGCCUUUGUUAGUUCAGGGCAGCUCACAGUGUGGGCUGCACUUAGAAAUGCAGCAGCAGCAGCGAGGGCGGCACUCUUUAGCCGGGGAAAUGAUGGCUGUUGUAAAGAGGCACAAUCGCAGGCACUCUGCCUCGGAUGUCCUGCUCAAGGUGUUGCAGUGCAGACGCGGCUCUGCUCUGGAGAUCCUUUCGUCCUCCUCCCACAGAGUCAUGGUGGCCGUCAGCGUGAAUCAGCCUCGGGCUCCCACUCAAAGCAAGACCAGAACAACCAACAUGAGAGUCCCCACAGCCAAGUAUACCAAAAUGGGGGAGACGCUGAGGCAUGUCAUUCCUGGUCACAUGCAGUGCUCCAUGGCCUGUGGAGGUAAAGCCUGCAAAUAUGAAAAUCCCUCCCGCUGGAGUGAAGAAGAUCAAGCGAUCAAAGGACUCUACUCGUCCUGGGUUACAGACAACUUGCUGGCUAUGGCAAGGCCUUCCACUGAAAUCAUAGAGAAGUAUAACGUAAUUAAACAAUUUCAAAGGUGUGGUUUGAAAACCGUCAUUAACCUGCAGCGGCCCGGAGAACACGCCAGCUGUGGCAACCCGCUGGAGCAGGAGAGUGGCUUCACCUACCGCCCCGAAACCUUCAUGGAGGCAGGCGUCUAUUAUUACAACUUUGGCUGGAAGGACUACGGUGUGGCUUCUCUGACUACAAUCCUCGACAUGGUGAAGGUCAUGUCCUUUGCUGUACAAGAGGGGAAGAUGGCCGUCCACUGCCAUGCGGGCCUUGGAAGGACAGGUGUGUUAUUGGCCUGUUACUUAGUGUUCACAUCGCGGAUGAGCGCUGACCAAGCCAUCCUGUUUGUGCGAGCAAAGAGACCCAACUCCAUCCAGACCCGAGGUCAGCUGCUCUGCGUUCGGGAGUUUGCCCAGUUUCUGGUUCCUCUCCGAAGUGUCUUCUCCUGUGCAGAGCCCAAAGUGAGUGCAGUGACUUUGUCCCAGUACCUGACCCGCCAGCGCCACCUGCUGCACGGCUACGAGGCUCGGCAGAUGAAGAACGUCCCAAAGCUCGUCCAGCUGGUGUGCAGGCUCCUGGUCGACAUAGCAGCCAACAGGCAGGUGGAGAUUGAGGAAGAGUGGCUGGAGGUCCCUGACCUCACAGCAGAAGUGGAGAAGACUGUGUCCCAGCAGGCGCUUCAGCAGCUGGGGAAGGAGAUGAGAGGGAAGGGUAUUCCUGUCCUGCCAUGUUCAUCUAACCCUCUUAGCCCAGCAACUCUGCAGGCCACAGCCCUUCACGAUCAGCCACUCACUAGUGAUAACGAGCUCGACCCUCUGUGGAGGCAGCAAAAUCUAGAGGUCAGUUUGAAGUCUCUCUUUUACGAUAGGAGCCUCAGCUACAGUGAUUCUGUCCUUGACAAACUUGGAUCACAGCAGCAGCUUUUAGGAAAUCUAAAGAGGAACAAAGCGAUGAACUGCCUGAUCAAACAUUCCCUGUCUCACAGCAGCCUUACAGCCUAUGACCCCCUCACACUGUGCGACCUCUCUUCUCAGAACAAUAUCAGCAGCAAUCAGGAGCCAAACACUGAUUCCCCCUGUCUCAAAAAAACACUGCAUAAGAGACACCAGAGUUUGUCUUUGGAUCUGUCAGAGCAGGGAAGAACAUCCCACUUUAACGCUGCACUGCCAGCUACAUCAACCAGGAGCAGACUGGGGAGCAGUGGAAGGCAGCCUGAUGAUGUGUCGGAGAGCAGAACCGAGACAAGCUUUUCCUCAGAGGUUCCGUUCAUCAGCCUCCAGGCUGAGCUCUCUCCAGACGGCAGGCGUCUGCUGGUGGCUAGAGCGCUGGCCAUGGACCUGCCAGACACUGAUCUCACCUCCAAGGUCUCCGUGUGGCAGACGGAGAUAAACUCCAGAGAGGGCGCAUGGGAGCGGCUGUGUAUGGAGAGAGAUCCUCUGGUUCUGUCUGCGCUCAUGUGGUCUUGGCUGGAGCAGCUCAAGGACCCAGUCAUCAGCAGCGAGGAUGUGAAAGUUCUCAGUGAGAACAAUGUAAACCCACAGAAGGCACUUAACGCACUGGAAAAGGGCCACCGCCUCACUCUACUCUGCAUCCUGGACUGUGCGGCUCACCUGAUGCCAAUGCCUGACGAAGUGGAGACAAGCUUUCUCAACCAAACGAUUAAAGUGUUUACAAAGAUUGACUCUGCAUCAGAGAAGAAUGAGCUUUUAUAUGAAACACUAAAAACAAUCCUGACUCCCAUUCUUCAUGAGCUGCAAGACAAAUUUGUGGAGGAAAAUGACCUCAUGUGAGGAACCUUUUAAACCUGAUGUUUGACACUAAUUUGAUGGGCAUUAUUGUAUUCUAAUUCAGAUACUGCUGAGAGCCACCAACCUGUAGUCUUUUAGGUGUAGUUGACAACUCUGUAGUCCAGAGGUUCUGCAUUUUGCUCUUAUUAGGCGCUCUUAAUGGAUCCUAAGCACUGCCAUCCUCUGUUCCUGUGCCAUGCUAAUGAAUGAUUUAUGUUGUAACUGGUUGACAAAUGACAGGAAAACUCUCAUGAUGUUAGUGUAAUGUUAUUUAAACGUGUAGCUCGUCUGUUUGAGUUAAGGAGGGUCUUAUUUAAACCAAAAGAUGUUUUACACUGUGCAGAUGCUACAAGAUGUUUUUAUUUAUUUUCUUUUGUGAAAUGCAGCAGUUAAUUUGAUGACAACAUCUUGAGUUGGAAGGCUGCUCUGUCUCUGUACUAAAUGCAAACUGUUUGACAAUGUACGUGUAAACAGGCCACUGUCUCUGCUUUUCUAAUGAGCUUUGAUCUCUGUUAAUGUGUGUGCAGCACAAAAUCUCUCACUGUGAUGCAUAAACUAAUAAUAAAUAUUUAUUUUAAAGCUG
This is a messenger RNA of Betta splendens (Siamese fighting fish), 3119 nucleotides long. RefSeq names its product protein tyrosine phosphatase domain containing 1a (gene ptpdc1a). Bases 302 to 2539 code for a protein of 745 amino acids. Lineage: Eukaryota; Metazoa; Chordata; Actinopteri; Anabantiformes; Osphronemidae. Gene Ontology annotation, molecular function: protein tyrosine/serine/threonine phosphatase activity. The transcript has 9 exons. The record is from RefSeq and is a predicted model, not a curated record. Gene Ontology annotation, biological process: cilium assembly; protein dephosphorylation.